This is a messenger RNA of Hyposmocoma kahamanoa, 888 nucleotides long. Its product is annotated as ubiquitin carboxyl-terminal hydrolase 32-like. NCBI's taxonomy places the organism in Eukaryota, Metazoa, Arthropoda, Insecta, Lepidoptera, Cosmopterigidae. The coding region runs from base 1 to 888 and encodes 295 amino acids. The record is from RefSeq and is a predicted model, not a curated record. The transcript is spliced from 4 exons. Gene Ontology annotation, molecular function: calcium ion binding.
AUGGGUGCAAAAGACUCAAAACCUAGUUUUAUAUCGUACGAUGACGCAGUGAAGCGAGUGUCUGAUAGUGAGUUGAGACGUAUCCGCGAGGCGUUCAAGAGAUGUGCCGGUGCGAACGGGACGGCCUUGAGCCUGGAUGCCUUCGUGCACGAGGUGUUGUGCGAUGGAGUUCCAUACGAGGUCGCUGAGUGGCUGUACCAAGCGUGUGGUGGCACCAGGCGGGGUAUCGCUUUCAGAGAAUUACUCUGCGGGAUCGUGGUACUCACUAAGGGCAGUCUCGAGGAAAAAAUCAAGUUUUUAUGGACGUUGUACGUGAACAAUCAGAACGAUAAUGGGACGUAUUUGUAUAAGAGGGACUUUACUUAUGCGCUGCACUUUGAGAAUAAAUCAUUGCCCAUCACGGGUGCACACAAGACUGCGGAGGUAUUGACUGGUCUAUUUGGAGUUGGAGAUAAAGUAACCUUCGAACAGUUUCGGUCAUGGCUCCUGAUACACAAAGAUGCCACAGUGCUAUCUAAGUGGCUGCUUUCAGACCGUGUGAAUGUUUCUCAGGAUUUAGAGACUCCCACUUUUUAUCAAAGUUUGGCUGGUGUCACACAUUUGGAGGAAAGGGACAUAAUUGAAUUAGAAAAAUGCUUUUGGUCAUUAUGCAACGCGGCGCCUACGGGACAACUGGACGUGGAAAGUCUGACUCCAUUGCUGUCGCCUCCAUUACCCCGGGCGGCAGUGACUGGGGCGUUCCUGGCGUUCGAUGAGAACAGAGACGGACAUGUCGACUUUAAAGAGCUGUGCUGUGGGCUUAGCGCCGCCUGCAGAGGACCUAAGACUGAAAGGCUGAAGUGUAAGUACCAUUUGAUUCUUACAUUAUGCCGUAUGUACUACCCAUAA